Molecule: messenger RNA, 1440 nt
Organism: Orbilia oligospora ATCC 24927
Lineage: Eukaryota; Fungi; Ascomycota; Orbiliomycetes; Orbiliales; Orbiliaceae
Exons: 3
Coding region: 1-1440 (479 amino acids)
Cellular component (GO): nucleus; cytoplasm
Molecular function (GO): zinc ion binding
Source: RefSeq, a predicted model, not a curated record
AUGCCAUUCCUCGAGAACGAACCCCCUGCUGAGGCUGAGGCCACUACCACCACCACCACCUCUGGAACCGAUCUCUUCCAGUCUGUCGGUGCGGCUGCUGAAGCUACGGACGCCAAUAACGAUGAGGACCGAGUUGUUGACCAAAUCGAGUCUCUUUGCAUGAACUGCCAUGAGAAUGGUACCACCAGGCUUCUACUCAUCUCCAUCCCUUUCUUCCGAGAGGUCAUCCUCAUGUCCUUUGAUUGCCCCCACUGUCACUUCAAAAACUCCGAAGUCCAAGCUGCAGGCGAAAUCCAACCACGUGGUGUCAAGUACACCUUCCAAAUCGAAAAACCAGAUGAUUUGCAACGUCAAGUCGUCAAAUCCGAUAGUUGUACUUGCAAGUUCCCUGCUUUGGAACUUGAGAUCCCCGCUCAGAGAGGGCAGCUCACGACCGUUGAAGGGUUGUUGAGAGGGGCCUUGGAGGAUUUGGAAACAGACCAAGAGAAGAGAAAGGACCUUGAUAAGGAGAAUUUUUAUAAGAUCGAGGCUUUCUUGGAGAAGGCGAAGAAGAUGUUGGAGGAAGAUGUCAAUAAGGGGACCUACCCUUGGACCCUUGAGCUUGAUGAUCCAGCUGGAAACAGUUGGGUUCAACCUAUUAUCGAUGAUCUUAGAGGGAAAUGGACUCGUACAGAUUAUCCUCGAAGCCGAGAGCAAAACGAGGCUUUGUCGCUCAACCCGGAUGAACAGCCCGAGCAAAAGCAGGAAAUAUCCACCCUCAGCGCUGGAGACAAUGUUGAGAUCAAUAAAGACGAAGUCUAUAGCUUCCCGGCUAGCUGUCCUACCUGUACCAUGCACGCAGUUACUAACAUGAAGAUGGUGGAUAUUCCUCAUUUCCAGGAGGUCGUCAUCAUGAGCACUGUCUGCGACCAUUGUGGAUACAAAUCAAACGAGGUCAAAACCGGCGGUGCCGUCCCCUCCAGGGGUCGUCGAAUCACACUCAAGGUUUCAGAGCCCGAAGAUCUUGCCCGUGAUAUCCUCAAAUCCGAAACUUGCGCCCUUUCAAUCCCAGAAAUUAAACUUGACCUUACCCCUGGUACCCUUGGAGGUCGCUUCACCACCUUGGAAGGUCUGUUGGCUCAGGUUUAUGAAGAAUUGAAGGGCAGAAUCUUCGAUGGUGAUGAGUCGGACAGCAUGGAACCCGCGGAGAAGGCUAGGUGGGAAGGUUUCUUUGGAGGAUUGCUCGCUGCCAAGGAAGGAAAGAUUCCAUAUACAGUUAUCCUCGAAGAUCCUUUGGCAGCGAGUUACCUGCAGAACUUGUAUGCGCCGGAUGUGGAUCCCAACAUGAUUACUGAGGACUACGAUCGAACUGAGGAGCAGAACGAAGACCUCGGGUUGAAUGAUAUGGUGACCGAGGGGUAUGAGCAAGAAGAGAAACAGGAUGAGGAAGAAAAGUCGUGA